Panicum hallii is the source of this 789-nucleotide messenger RNA. RefSeq names its product germin-like protein 1-4. The coding region runs from base 88 to 789 and encodes 233 amino acids. Gene Ontology annotation, molecular function: manganese ion binding. The transcript has 2 exons. Lineage: Eukaryota; Viridiplantae; Streptophyta; Magnoliopsida; Poales; Poaceae. Gene Ontology annotation, cellular component: cell wall; plasmodesma. The record is from RefSeq and is a predicted model, not a curated record. Gene Ontology annotation, biological process: regulation of root development; plasmodesmata-mediated intercellular transport.
CCUUAAGUGCUUAACUACCUACAGCUCACUCGUACGGAGUACUACACAGCUCCGAUCAGCUAGGACCAACCAACCAUCACGAGAACCAUGGCACCCAACAAGCUCACCACCGUUCUCCUCGCCGCCUGCGCCGUCCUCCUGGCGCUCGCCGCACCACCGCUGGUCGUCGUCGCCGGCGACCCCGACAUGCUCCAGGACAUCUGCGUCGCCGACUACAAAUCCCUUCAGGGCCCGCUGCGGGUGAACGGGUUCCCCUGCAAGCGCGAGGCGAACGUGACGGCGGACGACUUCUUCUUCGGCGGGCUGGCCAAGGCCGCCGACGUGUACACCGGCAACGCGGCGGGGUCGGCGGUGACGGCGGCGGACGUGGAGACGCUCCCGGGGCUCAACACCCUGGGCGUGUCCAUGGCGCGGACCGACUACGCGCCGUGGGGCGGCGUGAACCCGCCGCACGCGCACCCGCGCGCCACCGAGAUCCUCUUCGUCGUGGAGGGCACCCUGGAGGUUGGCUUCGUCACCGCGGCGGCGCCGAGCCGGCUCCUCACCCGCACCGUCUCCGGCGGCGAGGUGUUCGUGUUCCCGCGCGGCCUCGUGCACUUCCAGCGCAGCGUCGGGCCGGCGCCCGCCGUGGCCGUCUCGGCGUUCAACAGCCAGCUGCCCGGCACGCAGGCGGCCGCCGCGGCGCUGUUCGGCGCCGCGCCGGCGGUGCCGACGGACGUGCUGGCGCGGGCGUUCCGGACCGACGCCGGGGUGGUGGAGAGCAUCAGGUCCAAGUUCACGCCCAAGUAG